Molecule: messenger RNA, 792 nt
Organism: Cololabis saira (Pacific saury)
Lineage: Eukaryota; Metazoa; Chordata; Actinopteri; Beloniformes; Belonidae
Product: protein phosphatase 1 regulatory subunit 12A-like
Exons: 6
Coding region: 58-792 (244 amino acids)
Cellular component (GO): Z disc; A band; cytoplasm
Molecular function (GO): phosphatase regulator activity; enzyme inhibitor activity
Source: RefSeq, a predicted model, not a curated record
CUCCUUCUCUCUUCUGCAGUGUCUAUGUGUCUCAGUCUCUGACCUUCCACAAGGACCAUGCAAGACUUCGCUCCCAGGUUUUAUGUGACUCCCGUCAAGGAUGAAGAAGCAGAGUCUCAGAGGAAAGCAAAGUCCCGUCAUGCCAGACAAACUCGCCGGUCAACACAGGGUGUGACUCUUACAGACCUGAAAGAGGCUCAGAAGACCUACAGCCUGUCUGGUCAGGACAGAGAGAAUGAGGAUGGAGACACUCAUAAAGAAAGGUCCGAUCUGAGGGGAUGCUUUACAGAACACAAGGAGGACAAGACUGAAGUGGAAAUGUCUGCAGAAACGCCCGAUAACAAUCUGAAAUGGAGCAAAGUGGACAAGGAGGGGAACCUUGAGCCACAGUUAGAAACCCUUGCUGAGGCUUCAAACCUGGCUUACUUUCCUCUGUCCGGAACAUGUGGUUUGGCUUAUAGCAACAGCUCCUGCAGAGUUGGUGAGAGAUGGUGGAGGGAUGAAAAUCAAAACCUUGCUGAAGAUGCAGCACAGCCGAUCUUUUCUUCAAAGUACCAACAAAGACACGCCUGCUGUGACGCUGAAGACUCGAGCUUUGUCCCACAGUGGACAUUUUUAGCCCUCAGCUUUGAAUGUGUCCACAGCAGAGCCUUUGGCGGGCUGCCACGCAGAGCUGCCAAGGCUGCAGAGAGCAGAGAGGAGCAGAAAGGACUGAGCAAGGGACUGGAUCUGGAUCUGGCUGCUGGGGUGGAAGAGAAGGAGCGGGAGGCUGACCAAACAGUGCAGCACUAA